Molecule: messenger RNA, 2078 nt
Organism: Psylliodes chrysocephalus
Lineage: Eukaryota; Metazoa; Arthropoda; Insecta; Coleoptera; Chrysomelidae
Source: the annotation of a GenBank genome assembly
ACUAUUUACAGCUGUCUAUACUAUAUUUAUAAUAUAUACAAUAUGUACAAUACCAGUUUAACAUGGUAUCAAAUUUAAUAUAUACAACUCCCAAUGAAAACACUAGUUUAAUAUUCUACAAUAGCUUACCAAUAAUAAUUACUAACAUACUAUAAGUAUAUUUAAUCUUUUUCUUUCUAAUUCUAAGUAUUUUGUAUACCUAUCCACUUAAAAAUCACCUAGUAUAUGUUUACUCCUUAAUAUUAAUAUUAAAUAACAUGCAACUGUCCAAUCCUGCGAGCACUGUUUAUCUAUGUCUAUUCAAAGUAAGAGGCCAAGACACAAAAAGAAGAAUUCAUAAUUUGACUUUCGACAGUGUAUACGAAAAAUUCUAAAUUGACAGAAUUUGACAGAAGUCAACCAAAAAAAUAUGAAAAUGUUUAAUAAUUGCAAAGAAAAUGCCGAAAAUAACCACACACCCUUUAAAAAUAAAUAUACCACGGUUGAAGCAAAUUUAUUACACGUUGAGCGCCAAUUUAUUAUGUUACUCCCUCGUCUGAUAGGGGGUGAAAUUUUAUAUAAGCUAGCUGGAGCAUGUCAAUAAAGGAGACACACUCCAUGAUUACAGCAUUCCUGUUGCUAUGGGAUCAUUGCUUGCUUAUGACGAGACAAGAACUAGAGCCUGGCUAAGGAUUGACGCUAUAACCGAGAUAGCCGACCUAAUUGCUAAAGUGAAGUCAACCGGUUCCAAUGACCCAUUGAGUAGAGAUCUCUGUAGAUACGGAUCCAUAGUCCCAGUCUGGUCAGUUAAGGAUCGCACUUCCAUUGGUCAUCAAGUAGCAGCACAAGUCAAGAUCAACAACCUAAUCCGUGUUAAUGUGCCAAGCGUUGACGAUGUCAUCAAUGUGUAUCUGUACAUCGCUGAUCUGGCUGAUAGAUACAAAACUGUCAUUAACAUAUUGGAUCCUCUGGAAAUGCUAACUCUCACUAAAGCUUAUGAACUUGACCAAGCAUGGCCAAGUGCCAUAAGUAAGCAAAAAGCCAUGCUAGCUGCCAUCAACAUUUAUCAUUUACCUCCCUCUCUUAUUGAUGAUUCUAUCGAUUUUAAACAACAUGAAACAUACACUAAUCUCCAGACCUUGAACGGAGACGUCGUAGAAACUAAUAGUCUUGUUGCUCAUAUCUCAACAUCAGAGGCCCGAAUUCGCCAGGAAUGGCCUGCAUUAUCUGAUACCUCAAGACUGGUGUUUUGGGAGAUUAAGGCCAUUAGUCGUGCUAGUGAGAAUGCUAGGUUCUCUACAGCAGCAAGUUUAUUAUAUGUCACUGCAUUAUGUCGGGGAGGUUCAGUAACCGAUGCUUGGGUCAACUCUAGAGCAGCUCGUCUCGAAACUGAGGCUAAUGUUACUAACUUAGCUGCUCUCCUAUCACCAGAGUUGAUUCUGAAAUUCUUCAACACAUAUCCCCGUGAUGUAAUGUCUGAGGAGGAUGUGUAUGGUGCUUUACUGGCUUCAUACACAUUAUUUGAGAAUAAUAACUUCAAGUCCCUGAUGUGGAUAGUAGAACAGUCAGCUGCUCAGAACAUCGCUCCAGCCACAGCAUUAGCUGAUAUUGUGUCACGAACUAAGGGAGUUGACGUUGAUUAUCUGAUGGACAUGAUCCCGUUCUCUCAAUUCCAGGCGGUUGCUGAAUUAGUAGCUCAUAUUAUCUAUAACAGAUUCUGUAGCUUAUCUAAGACUCCUGUUCACCAAGCUAGAUAUGCUGACCUUGCUUACAUUGGCGUUGUAUUGCACCUAAACAUGCCUGAUGUUAGGUGUUUAAGAAAUGCUAAUUUUAAGAAUGAAAAUUUUAAACCUGUGAUGCAAUAUGAAUUUUUUAGAAAAUAUUUCUCAGAAAAUUUUAAUAUUACAUUCGGCAGUCCAAAAUCUGACACGUGUCAAAAAUGUGACAAACUGAUUAAACAAAUUGACUCCGCGGAAACAGAAAAUGAGAGAAACACUCUACAGGUAGAAAAAUCGCUUCAUGUUGCGAAAGUACAAACUUUCUACGAAGAUCUUGAACUUAAAUCAGAACUGUCUAGAACUACUGCUCACAAGUUAUAA